Molecule: messenger RNA, 1988 nt
Organism: Colletotrichum destructivum
Lineage: Eukaryota; Fungi; Ascomycota; Sordariomycetes; Glomerellales; Glomerellaceae
Exons: 3
Coding region: 1-1542 (513 amino acids)
Source: RefSeq, a predicted model, not a curated record
AUGUGUUUGUGGCUAACAAGAGCCACAGAAAUGCUGUCCCUUAGCCGAGACCCGUCAGAUAUGAAGACCGAAACUCGUACUGGCUACGAACUCACGAAAAUGACGGGUUUCCGAACCGACAUGACCGUAAAGGAGAAGCUUUUUCUAGGGCUCGGCCACAUGUUUCGCAAGACGCUCGAUUUCAAUGCUCAGGUUCAACAAAACCCAGACCAUCUGAUAUCGUUGUCUCAGAACGAGAUCAUGGCACGAGGUGGAAUUCACCUGACCGAUCGGGUCCUUGCCUUUCCAUACUCUUUACAACAGGAAGGCCUUGCUCGUGAGGUGGAAACCAGAAACAGGAUGUACGGACUCUCCGCCAUGGACAUUACACUGGAGAUAGGAGAUGAGCCAAAGUACGACCCCGUCAAAGAGAGAAGACGACUUAGGGAGCACUUCUUGGCCAGGACUCCAUUCGUCAAAGGUGCACAUGCGAGACUGGCGACAGUGCUACGGUCACAUAACAAGAAGGUUCACACGAUUCCUGGCCUCGUGACCCGACGACAAGCCGGCCAGAUCAUGAACGUCGAAUGGCGACAGGACUAUGGUGGUAUGGCAAUGAGCAUGAGCUUCAGCGCAUUUCAGGGCAGAUCGAUGGAAGCCAACGGGUAUCGGAGGCGCGAAAUCCGGUGCCUGCACUUCCUGAGAGUAAAUGACAAGGACCGUGCCUCUCUCGGGCCGCAGCUGGACACCGCCACAGCUAAAGACUACGGGGCUGAUUACAGCAUGGAGAUGUUCUUACAGAAUGGCGUGGAUGGCAACCUAUCCAUGGUCGAGCUGGAUAUCACCGACGUCACCGGGAGAAAGCGCAGAUGGGUGUGCAUCGAGAUAACUAAGCCUCUGGUCCAAGCCCACGGCCCAGUUCCUUCUGAGCUUGUACCGAUGCCGCAUUCCUACCUCAGGAUUGCUGCGCCGUCCGACAAGACGUCGGUGAUGACGACCACGGAAGACUUUGAUGCAUGGCAGAAGCCGGGCCAGCCCCCGCAUCUGGGAAACUUUGAGAAACUCACGAUUCGGGGCCCUGUACGAACGGACAACGCAAACAGAGUGAGGCUGAGAAUGUGCCGCGACGGCGUUCCGAUCUUCGCGACUGGAUCGAAAAGGGGCAUAUCCGACGCCAGUCGGAUCGAAGACUUCCUCUCCGCGAAUAACGUCAUCGGCCUGCCCUGGAAGGAGACUGACCGCCGAGUGAGCAACAAUACCAAGAACAUGCGGAAGCACGAGUUCUGGGAGCGAUAUCUUUCGGCGGCGGAAACUGACAAGGCGCAGUGGAUGUCACUCCAGGACGCAAUGGCCAAAGAUAACUGCGUCGUGGACAUGACAUUUGAGGGGGAGUGGGAUGAGGUUAGUCCACGCGUGCAUGAACCGCGAGUUACUUGGACGCCCGAGGUGCCGCCGCAGACAGAACUAUCUCUGUUCGUGCCUCCGUUUAGGCCGCAAGGACGCGAUAAUGGCGGCAGUCGUCGUACUGGAAGUUCCGGGCUGCGCAAUGAAUGGCAGUUGUAGGUUGCCUCUCUCGACUGUCAAGGAUUGACAAGGCCCGAUUAAUGGGCCAAGUGUUUGCUCAGGGAGAAUACCCCAUAUUCGUUUUAUCAUAGACGAAGGAAGGUAGGUCGGGCAAGGUCAGCGGGCAAGGAAUCUGGCUUUUCAAUAUCUGGGCUGGGAGCAGGCAAUACCACGGCAGAACGGCGAGAAGAAAGUACAACUAGGUAGAGUUUACACAAUAAUGACAAUUCGCGACUGAACACGAUCGUGCUGUUUGCUUUAUCAACGCAGUUUCGAUAGCUGUCUAAGUAAGGCAGGCCAUCAUAGAAUAUGAACCUCACAAGUCUCAGUACUAGCAACUGUCAGACCUACUUCCUGGUACACGUGAUUCUCCCGAUUAUACGAUCAACCGUAAUGAGAUGUUACUGCUGCGCUCCUGCCGAGAUAGAUCGCUGCUAUAAUUGACU